Messenger RNA from Ruditapes philippinarum (Manila clam), 1474 nucleotides. RefSeq lists its product as uncharacterized. The record is from RefSeq and is a predicted model, not a curated record. The transcript is spliced from 3 exons. The coding region runs from base 242 to 1003 and encodes 253 amino acids. NCBI's taxonomy places the organism in Eukaryota, Metazoa, Mollusca, Bivalvia, Venerida, Veneridae.
CAAUAUCUUUCAGAUAUAUUUUUAACAAGCUCCUUUGUGUCUUUUCACAUCUUAAAAAGUGUCAAAAUAUUAAUGUACGGAAAGAAAAUAGUUCGUCAAAUUUACAUAUAAAAGGAAGUUGAUGCUACAAAAACUCUUAAACAAAUGUGUCACGUGACCGUUGAAAACAAAACUAUUAGUGUAUACAUAUAGAUAUGUACAUCGUUUUCUGUAUAAUACAAGACACACGACCAAAAUCAAAAUGGCUACUAUGGAAAGAUUUGUGUUUGUUGUGGGGAUAAUACUUCUUGCAGGUGUUCGCCUUUGUACGGCACAGGAGCCAAAUUGCGGAUCAAACUUUGGUUGUAAUUAUGAAAUUCUCCAAAAGAUAUUACUGUUGGAACAAGAGAUCACUGAUCUUAAAAUAGACAACAGACGACAACAAAAAAUUAUCGAUAGAAUGGACGUAGACGAUCGCGGAUCUACUUAUGUAAGAUGGGGAAGAAACGUUUGCCCGGAUGAUGCCUCCUUGAUAUAUAAAGGCUUUGUUGGAGGGAAAUACUACAAUGAAGCCGGAAGCGGAAGUGAUUCCAUAUGUUUACCCGAAGACCCCACGUGGUCUAAUUACACCGAUGGUGAUGCUAAAUGUUGUCGCGGACGUAUAUACGGAUCAGAAUUUCAUAUUGAGGAGCCAAAUGGCAUUUUCCCGUACGGAAUUCAUUCGCAAGACGCACCGUGUGCAGUUUGCGAGUCCAAAAAGUCUACAAUAUUAAUGAUUCCGGCACGUUCUAACUGUUAUCCGGGCUGGAAACUUGAAUAUUCAGGAUAUUUAAUGGCUAACUACAAAGGUCAUGCAGGACCGCAUAAUCAUAUUUGCGUCGACAAUCAUCCUGAAUUUAUCUUAAAUGGAGGUGCAUAUAAUCUUCAGCAUAUUUUGUAUCUCAUGGAAGCGCAAUGUGGUUCAUUACCAUGCCCACCAUAUGUGCAAGGACGUGAACUGGCAUGUGUUGUUUGCUCAAAGUAAUAGAAAUAUCAAGCUGGCAUCACUGACAUUUUGUAAGAAACGAGCAAACAUUCUUGUAUAUUUCAUGUAAUAUUCAAGACAAUAAUUAUAUUACUGGGCAAAGUUUCUCUUUUUUAGUUUUCCCAAAAACAGACUAUUAAGUAUGGCCAUUUAGCUUGGGUGCAGGCGUGUUCUGUCUAUUAACUUGAAAAAUAACCAUUAAAUAGGACUUCAAGAGCAAGACCGCAGCCGGUCGUGUACCCUCCGUUAUGAUAUCCGGUGGUACCUAGAUGAAAUGUCUUUCUGUGGUUCUGUUUACGAGUUUCUUAAUUGUGUUUGUUUGUUUAUCUUUUAAUAAGACUAAAAUGCUAUCAUCUAUAUGUUUCAAAAGCUUUUUCUUUUUUGUUUCUAGUUACAGUUGCCUGAUAGAAAUUAUUCGUGAGCCAUAUUUUUUUGUAAUAAAUGCAUAAAUAAAUAAUUCUAUUUUUAAAA